AUGUGGCCCUUAUUGGGACCUAUUGAAUAUAACCAGGUACUUCCAUCAGCAAAGUCGAAUCAUACAAUGUCGGAUGUUCGAAUGGUAAACAUUCCAUCGAAAACAGCGAAAAUUAUUUCAAAUAUUCAAUAUAUCGAUUCGAUUUCAUCAACAUGUCUUGCAUUAUAUACUAUAAUCUUGUUAUUGCUCUGUGCGUUACCAAUUUUUGCACUUAAUAUUUAUUUACGGCAAGCCUUCGCUACUGUCCAUCAAACAAAUAAAGCGCAAUUUGAUGAUUAA
This is a messenger RNA of Rotaria socialis, 279 nucleotides long. The record is from the annotation of a GenBank genome assembly. NCBI's taxonomy places the organism in Eukaryota, Metazoa, Rotifera, Eurotatoria, Philodinida, Philodinidae.